Phyllostomus discolor (pale spear-nosed bat) is the source of this 3363-nucleotide messenger RNA. Its product is annotated as basic proline-rich protein-like. The coding region runs from base 1 to 3363 and encodes 1120 amino acids. The record is from RefSeq and is a predicted model, not a curated record. The transcript has 17 exons. NCBI's taxonomy places the organism in Eukaryota, Metazoa, Chordata, Mammalia, Chiroptera, Phyllostomidae.
AUGGGCUGCAAGGCUCGCCCGGGGCCACCGCGCCCUGGGCACACCCUGGGGCCGGCGGCUGCGCCCAGCCUGCAGUGGUCACCUCUGAAAGUCCUGAGGUCCCAGCUGGCCCACGGAGCCGCCCACGGCAGACGGGCAGGGGUCUGUGCGCCCCCUUGGCCACGCCAGCCCCCCGACAGCUGCACCUCCGUGCAGCAAGUACACCCUGAGGGUCCGAAACCAGUAAGACGGUCGCUGCCGAGACCCCACACCCUGCAGAGGCGGACUGAUGGAGGCCCCCCCCCGCCGGGCACGCACACCGGCACCACACCCGGGGAGGGAGCGCGCACCACCCCGAGCUGUAACAAGUCCCACCUGCUCUCGCCUCCCCCGGACGCCGGCACUCGCACGCCCGCCCCGAGCACCUGUGCGCGGUCUCGCUUCCCCCCUGGGGGCCGGGAGCGCAGACCCUGCCUGGGGCAGGCAGCACGCCUCCUGCUGAUGUGGUCUCCGUGGUCCUCCAGCGACCACGCACCUCUGCCGGCGGCUUUGCCGCGGGAACCUCGGCGGCCUGUUGCUUCCUCACCGGGCGAACGGCCGGCCGCUCGAGCCCAAAUAACCGAUCCCCCUGGAAACAGGGCAGCACCCUUGGCUCUGCACCCCCUGCUCGAGGACACGGGGACGAGACACGCCCUGUUCCCAGGACCAGAGUCGGGACGGCGACGGGCACCGCCCACCUGGGGGGCCGGCUCCGGAAGUGCCGGUGAGCUCGCCCCAGCUCCCCGGCCGCAGAGGAGUGACAAGGACACGGGCGCCCCGCGGACUCUGGUGCCCCUGUGGCGCGACGCCCGUGUCACCACCGCCCUCAGAGAGGCCCUGCAGCUGCCCACACGGCCCCCAGAGGACGUGGGUCGCCGUCUGCCCAAGGCCGCCCCUCUGACCGGGCCCCCUCCAGAGCAAGCACGCGGGGCCCCCGAAGGCUGGCACCCGAUGCUCCGGGCGGCCGGGAGUCGCCUCGACAGGAGCGCCGCGCGGGAGGGAGAGGCCCGCCAACGGGACUUAAGUUUAAACGGGCUCGCCCCUGCUGCACGGCAGGUGCUGCUCCGGCUCUCAAAGGGGCCACUGCCCAAGGGCCCCCUAAGUGCCGGCCAGUCCACCGGGGGGCGUUCCCGGACCCGGGCGGCCGCCACCACGCCACCCGGCGUGGACGAGCCCCCCUCCCGGUGCCGGCCGGGGUCCCCUGGUGACAGAAGGUGCCUCGGGCAGGCUGACCGGGAAGGACCGCUGCUGCGACAGCCACCUCGUAGCUGCUGUGCCCACGACAACAGUGCCCACGGCCCCCCGACGCCGCGGGACGGAGCCGAGACGACCUGCUGCCUCAGCGGCGAGUGCCGUCAGCCGGACCCCAGCCAGGGAAACGGGGAAAGCGCCCCUCCCCCCUCCGUGCGCGGGCACGACAAUGAGGUGCUGGUGGCUGGAAGCUCACGGGCUCCCCCCGCUGCCCAGAUGUCAGACGACCUGAGUUUCCAGGACUCGACGCUGCUCGGCCUCGGUGAGGGGCGCCAUGCGGAGCCCGGCCGAGACGGACCCCAGUCUCCUGGGCUCAGCGCGGCGUCUCAGCCGGCCCGGGACCAGCAGGAGCGGAGACCCUGGGUGCUCGUCAGGGAGGCCGAGUCCGAUGGCACCGAAGGAGACCCGGGGUCCAGUGGCACGGCCGGGUCCGGAGACCACCCAGCGACCCCGGACGAAGGGGACGCCCCAAAGAGGGCACUCCGCCGUGGUGCCACAGCCAGGGCCGCGACAGGCAGAAAGGUGCCUGGGCGCCCGGCGCCGCCUCUCGCCGAGGGCCCGAGCCUGCGUUUCCUGACACUCCCAGCCGGCUGGCCCCGUCACCGGCUGCGACCAGCGGAGCGGAGCGCACAGGACCCGUGUCUGCCCAAGCCCGGCCUCCAGGAGCCCAGCGACUUGGCCCCGGCCUCCCGGAGACUGAGCCAGCGGAGCGGCCCGGGCCUGCCACCGGGCAGCACCCCUGAAGCAGGAAGCUGGGGUGACAAGCCUCAGGAGCAGAGGCGCUGUGCCUCCAGGGCCACCUGCCUCCCGGGGCUGGGGGUGCCCUGCGCUGGGGCUGGCUGUGCCCCCCCUCCCCACUGGUUUCUGAUGCGGCUCACGGGCACGCGCUGCACCGCCCUGGUCCCCAAGGGCAGCGAGGGCCCGGGCGUGGACAGCACCCCUCCCUGUGCCCAGGCCAACCCCCCACCGGCCGGGCCGGACAGACAGGAGGAGCCGAGGGCCCGCACGCUCCCCGACACUGGGGCCCCCCGACACUCGGACCUGGCCACUGAGUGGGCUCCAAAGACACCAGCAAGACUAAACUGGCUAAAACCAGCCAAAACCAAGACUCUCGCAGUCCAGCCAGGCUCAGAGCAGACGUUCAUGGGCCGGACGAGCGCCCGAGACCCACGCGGCGCGGGCUCCGAAGCUCAGCUCAGCGCCGCCGCCGCCGCCGCGGAGAAGCCCCGGCCGGACUUCCAGCUCCCCCGUUCCCGGCCCCCCGUUCCCGGCCCCCUGGAGCCGGGGAUUCUGCUCUGUGCCGGGCCGGUGCUACAGACGCGCGUGACCAGCGGCCACGCGGAGCAGCUGCUCAAAGAGGAGGAAACUUCGGCGCAGCCACCGGCAGCCCAGCACCCGCCCCGAACACCCGGCUGUGGCAGCGGCUGCGGGAGCUCAGCCGACGACCCCCCCGGCCAUGCCCAGGGAGACUUCCGAGGGUCAGUUCCAGGUCCCGCCCUGUCCGGGGCUUCCCGAUGGACCGGGGGUGCCUUUGGGGGGCCUGCCUCCCUCAGGCUGGAGAACCAGCCCUGCCCACAGAACCGCCCCCCCCGGACUCCAGGCGCCCUCACGAGCGAGAAGGGGCAGCCCAGUGACGCCACGGAGGCCGUGGCCCUCCCCACACCCGACGUGGACCCCCAGCCCCCAGCCCGGGGGACAGGUUUCCACUGCAAAGGCUGCUCCGGGGCACGUGCCGGGCGCAGAGCCCGGGGGGACCAGCAGGACAGCCCCCGGAGGCGGAACGGGCACCACCCUGGGGCCAUCUUCUCAGGCUACCCCAGCAGGCCCCGAACCUUCGGAGAGCCUCCAGGGCCCUCUCCCCGGGAGACGGCCGGGGGCCGAGGCCGGGGCGCUGCCCAGCACCUCCCCCCCGAGAGCCCCAGAAUCUCCGAGGUCCGGGGACAAUGCUUCGAGGAGGCCACCGGGGAGGCUGGGACGGCCCCCGCGGGAGCUGGCCACCGCAGGACGAGCCGGAGCCACGGGGGGACACAGACUCACAGCCGCCCACCGGCCCGGCGCAAGGCGGAGCACCGCAGCAGCCGCGCCGACCGCUGA